This is a messenger RNA of Miscanthus lutarioriparius, 1179 nucleotides long. NCBI's taxonomy places the organism in Eukaryota, Viridiplantae, Streptophyta, Magnoliopsida, Poales, Poaceae. The record is from the annotation of a GenBank genome assembly.
AUGGCUUCCGACGGCAUCGCCCCAGAGACAGACGUCAAGACGCCGAGAGAUGUAUGUGUUGUCGGGGUCGCACGCACCCCUAUGGGUGGUUUCCUUGGUGCCUUGUCUUCCUUGCCUGCUACAAAACUUGGCUCUAUAGCAAUUCAAGCUGCUCUGGAAAGAGCAAAUGUGGAUCCAGCCCUCGUGCAGGAGGUCUACUUUGGAAAUGUCUUGAGUGCUAAUUUGGGACAAGCUCCCGCAAGGCAAGCUGCUCUGGGUGCCGGGAUACCAAACUCUGUUGUUUGCACCACUGUUAACAAAGUCUGUGCAUCUGGCAUGAAAGCUACUAUGUUUGCAGCACAGUCAAUUCAAUUGGGUAUCAAUGAUAUUGUUGUGGCAGGUGGCAUGGAAAGCAUGUCCAAUGCCCCAAAGUACAUUGCUGAAGCUAGGAAGGGUCUCGUUUUGGUCAUGACACACUUGUUGACGCCAUGCUUAAGGAUGGGCUUUGGGAUGUAUACAAUGAUUGUGCCAUGGGAAUGUGAUGCAUUUGCUAUCCAAAGCAACGAGCGUGGAAUUGCUGCUCGCGACAGUGGUGCUUUUACAUGGGAGAUCGUCCCAGUUCAAGUUCCUGUUGGUAGAGGAAAACCCCCAACACUCAUUGACAAAGAUGAAAGCCUGGAUAAGUUUGACCCAGUAAAACUAAAGAAACUUCGCCCAAGUUUCAAGGAGAAUGGUGGUACAGUUACAGCUGGAAAUGCUUCUAGUAUAAGUGAUGGAGCUGCUGCAUUAGUUUUGGUGAGUGGGCAGAAGGCUCAAGAGCUUGGCCUGCAAGUCCAUGCAAGGAUCAAAGGAUAUGCUGAUGCAGCUCAAGCUCCGGAGCUUUUUACAACCACUCCAGCACUUGCAAUACCAAAGGCUAUCGCAAAUGCUGGAUUAGAGUCAUCCCAUGUUGAUUUCUAUGAGAUUAAUGAAGCCUUUUCGGCUGUUGCACUUGCAAAUCAAAAGCUUCUUGGGAUUCCUUCAGAAAAGAUUAAUGUUCAUGGAGGAGCUGUAUGUUUAGGACAUCCUCUCGGGUGCAGUGGUGCUCGCAUUUUGGUUACCCUUAUUGGUGUUCUCAGGGCGAAGAGUGGCAAGAUCGGAGUUGCUGGUGUUUGCAAUGGUGGAGGCGGAGCAUCAGCUCUUGUUCUCGAGCUCGCAUAA